This is a messenger RNA of Hymenoscyphus albidus, 1828 nucleotides long. The record is from the annotation of a GenBank genome assembly. Lineage: Eukaryota; Fungi; Ascomycota; Leotiomycetes; Helotiales; Helotiaceae.
CUCAUUUUCAAUACAUACAUACAACAUCUUCAAACUUUCAAGCUUGAAAUAGGGUGAUAUGGAUAUCCAUGAGAGGUUCCAUGAGUGGGCGAUUGAGGUUGCGAAGGUGGAGAUUAAUGGGAUUGUGGCGCAUCGGUUUGAGGGGAGGGGAUUGGGGAUUAUUGCGGAGAGGGGGUUUGAGGUAUGUUUUUUUGUUUUAUUUUGUUUUGUGUUGAGGCUGGGGUGGGCUUUUUUUUAAGAUCUUCUUCGCUGCGUUUUUCUAUGACUUUUCCUGGUUUCUUGUUGUGUGGUUACUGUAUCUUAGGGAGUGAGUGGUGAUUUUUGUGAGUCAUGGGAUUUGUAGUUAUGUGGUGAUCGCCCCUUUUCUGGAUUUCUUAGCGGGUUUUAUUAGAGGAGAGAUGUGGGUUUGCUUAAUUUUCUUGUUCAGUUACCUAGGAAGGGCUGUUUUGGUUUGUGUGGAUGGAAUGGUUACUACAGGAUCUUGUUUUUUUUUAAUUACGGUGUUAUCCUUUCCUUGUCGAGUUAUCCGAGAAUAUCUGAGGAGUAACAAGCAUAGGAUAUCUUCAUAUCUUGAAAUCUUCUCAUCACCUUUCUAUUUUUUCAAGAUAUACCAAACAUUUCCCAAUAUAAACUCACAACGCCUAAUCAAAACCCACUAACCACCACCCCAGCCCAACAAAAAACUCCUAACAGUCCCCCUCUCCGCCCUCCGAACAAUCCAAACAGUUCCAAAAUGCAUCACCUCCCAACUCCCCAACCUCACAACUCACGGUCUCCUCGCCACAGAACUCUGUCUCGACACCUCACCCACACGCUCCCUCUGGAACGCCGUUCUCCCCACCCGAGAAGACUUUGCCGAGUCCAUUCCGUUGAUGUGGGAUUCUGACCUCCAAAAUUUACUCCCAGAAGCAGCCAAGGAGCUGUUGGAGAACCAGAAACGGAAGUUGGAGAAGGAUUGGGGGAUGGUGAAGGAUGUUUAUGGGGAGAAGAUUGAGAAGGAGGAGUUUGUUUAUAGGUGGUUGAUUGUUAAUACGCGGACGUUUUAUUAUUUGGAUCCGGCGUGGAAAGGGAAGGAGAAGCAGAAGCCGGCGAGGGAUGAUUGUAUGGUGAGUUCUAUAUUACCCAUUCCAUUUCAUCAUCUUUUCAGAUUUCUCAUUAUCAUUCUCACUUCCAAGUAUCGCACGUGUUCUAUCUGAACAUUGAAACCCCUUAUCAAUAUCGAAAAAACUAACAUCUAUCAAAGGCACUCAACCCCUUCGCCGACUACUUCAACCACUCCUCAACCGGCUGUACCGUCUCCUUCGACACCACAGGCUACACCAUCACCACCCCACACGCCCUCCAAAAAGGCGCCGAAAUCUACAUCUCCUACGGAAACCACAGCAACGACUUCCUCCUCACAGAAUACGGCUUCAUCAUGCCCGCCGAGACCAACACCUGGGACGAAAUGCCCCUCUCUUCAUCCAUCCUCCCACUACUAUCACCCUCCCAAACCGAACUUCUGCAAGAAGAGGGCUUCCUGGGUAAGUACGUGUUGGAUAAGGAUGGGGUGUGUUAUCGGACACAGGUCGCGUUACGGAUUCUGUGUUUGCCUCUGGGACGGUGGAGGAGGUUUGUAGCGGGUGGGGAUGAAGGGGUGAGGGAUCAGGAGGUUGUGGAUGAGUACUUGGUGGGGAUACUGAGGAGGUUGAGGAGAGUAGUGGGGGAGAAGAUUGGGGCUGUGAAGAAACUCAAGACGGGACUGGAAAGUCAGAGGGAGGUUUUGGGGAGGAGGUGGGUGCAGAUUGAUGGGUUGCUGGAGAGUGCUAUUAAGAGAAUAGAGGAAUGA